Molecule: messenger RNA, 2803 nt
Organism: Hyaena hyaena (striped hyena)
Lineage: Eukaryota; Metazoa; Chordata; Mammalia; Carnivora; Hyaenidae
Gene: GOLGA5
Product: golgin A5
Exons: 13
Biological process (GO): Golgi organization; retrograde transport, vesicle recycling within Golgi
Cellular component (GO): Golgi membrane; Golgi cisterna
Source: RefSeq, a predicted model, not a curated record
CGCUCAGGCAGCUCGGAAGCCACUCUGUUUUGGGGUCCUCGCUGCCCUUCCACGUCUCCCGGAAGAGUAGCCGGGCCGCGACAGGGCCGGGACAGGUUUCAUCUGCCUGGCCCUCUCGCCGCCGGCUGCGAGGUGGGGGGCGGCCCAGGCGGGCGACAAGGCCGCGGUGCUGCCGCUCCAGAGUCCUCAGGUUCACCAGUAGGAUUGUUCUGCUACCGUCAUGUCUUGGUUUGCUGAUCUUGCUGGAAAGGCAGAAGAUCUUUUAAAUCGAGUUGAUCAAGGGGCUGCGACAGCUCUCAGUAGAAAAGAGAACACCAGCAAUCUCGCAUAUAACAAAAAUGCUGACUAUCCCGAACUUCAGCAGAAUACAGAUUUGACUUAUCAGGCUGGAUCUAAAGCUGCGUAUAUUUCCUCAGCUGCUGAGAACAUUAGGAACCAGAAGGCCACCAUCUUAGCUGGCACCGCAAAUGUGAAAGUAGGAUCUAGGGCGUCAGUGGAGACCUCCCAUUCUGGUGAAAACACAUCUGCCCCUAGGCCUUCAUCCCAGUUUGUUCGAAGAAAAAAGUCAGAACCUGAUGAUGAGCUGCUGUUUGACUUUCUUAAUAGUUCACAGAAGGAGCCUACUGGGAGGGUGGAAACCAAAAAAGAAAGGAGCAAGACUCCUGGCCUGCAGAGUUCUCGGACAGCAAGUGGCGGUUCUGUGAACACCAAUGUAACCACCGUCAAAACCAUCGAGGAAAAUCCUUCUAGGAGCCAAGGCGAUGAAACCUCUAAUAAUCCAGAUUCUGGUCAUGAAGUUCAAGAGGAUUCUUCAAAGGAAAACGUAUCAUCAGGUGCUGCCUGAGCUGACCAUAACCCAACACCUGCUGACGGCAAAUCACAUGAAUUGUCUAAUCUUCGAUUGGAGAACCAACUAUUGAGGAAUGAAGUUCAGUCUUUAAAUCAAGAAAUGGCCUCAUUGCUUCAAAGAUCCAAGGAAACUCAAGAAGAAUUAAACAAAGCAAGAGCGAGAGUGGAAAAGUGGAACGUUGACCAUUCAAAGAGUGAUCGAAUAACUCGAGAACUGCGAGCCCAAGUGGAUGAUCUGACCGAAGCGGUGGCCGCGAAGGACUCGCAGCUGGGGGUGCUCAAAGUGAGGCUGCAAGAAGCCGACCAGCUACUGAGCACCCGCACGGAAGCACUGGAGGCCUUACAGAGCGAGAAGUCACGAAUGAUGCAGGACCACAGUGAGGGCAGCAGCCUGCAGCACCAAGCUCUGCAGACGCUCCAGGAGAGGCUGCAUGAAGCGGACGCCGCCCGGAAGAGAGAGCAGGAGAGCAGUAAACAGAUGCAGAGUGAGUUUGCUGCGCGCCUUAAUAAAAUGGAAGUGGAACGUCAGAACUUGGCAGAAGCAGUUACACUGGCAGAGAGAAAAUUCGCGGACGAGAAGAAGAGAGUUGACGAGCUGCAGCAACAAGUCAAAGUGUAUAAGUCCAACUUGGAGUCCUCCAAGCAGGAACUCGUUGACUACAAGCAGAAAGCUACUAGGAUACUCCAAUCUAAAGAAAAAUUGAUUAACAGCUUAAAGGAAGGCUCUGGGUUUGAAGGCCUUGAUAGCAGUACCGCUCACAGCAUGGAGCUGGAGGAACUUCGCCAUGAGAAGGAGAUGCAGAAGGAGGAGAUACAGAAGCUAAUGGGCCAGAUCCAUCAGCUGAGGUCUGAACUACAGGAUAUGGAGGCCCAGCAGGUUAGUGAGGCAGAGUCAGCAAGAGAACAGUUACAAGACCUACAAGACCAAAUAGCUGGACAAAAAGCAUCUAAACAAGAACUGGAGGCAGAAUUGGAGCGACAGAAGCAGGAAUUCCACUACAUCGAAGAAGAUCUGUAUAGAACGAAGAACACAUUGCAAAGCAGGAUUAAGGAUCGAGAAGAAGAAAUUCAAAAACUUAGGAAUCAGCUUACUAAUAAAACUUUAAGCAGCAGCAGUCAGUCCGAGCUAGAAAACCGACUCCAUCAGCUAACAGAGACUCUCAUCCAGAAGCAGACCAUGCUGGAGAGUCUCAGCACAGAGAAGAACUCUCUGGUCUUUCAGCUGGAGCGCCUGGAGCAGCAGGUGAACUCGGCCAGCGGGGGCAGCAACAGCGGCUCUUCCAUUAACAUGCCUGGAGUUGACAAUGGCGAAGGCACACGUCUGCGAAACGUUCCUGUUCUUUUUAAUGAUACAGAAGCUAAUCUGGCCGGAAUGUAUGGAAAAGUCCGAAAAGCUGCUAGUUCAAUUGACCAGUUUAGCAUCCGCCUGGGAAUUUUUCUCCGAAGAUACCCCAUAGCACGAGUUUUUGUGAUUAUAUAUAUGGCUUUGCUUCACCUCUGGGUCAUGGUCGUGCUAUUGACGUACACGCCAGAGAUGCAUCACGACCAGCCGCGUGGCAAAUGAACCGAGCCCGGCUGUGCCAGCGGUCAGCCGGCUGUUUCCGGACCUGGGCUCUGCAGAAGGACCGGUUGCCUGACGCUGCGGAGAACGGUGCACAAGGUCAUUCCAUCACUACAGCUUUGAACUUGUUAUUCUCUAAGUGCUCUGCCCUCUACAUCUCCCCCCCGCCCCCACCUCUUCCAGAUGGUAAGAGUGUCUGAAACAGACAGUAACGUAAUUCAGCUCUGCUUUCUCUGAGGUGCGAGAUUGGGUGUGUGUGCGUACGCACACAGACAUGCCAGCUCGUUCAGCCCUGCGCGGGCCAGCCCGCAUUUUAGGUGACAACAUUAUGGGUUAUAAUCAGGGAAACUAAUUGUAUUUACUGAUACAAAUAAAACAUCUUCUUUUUGAUAA